AUGAAGACACUCCUUUGCACGUCUGCGACGCAUUUACUAUCGUUAUCGUUACCGUUAUCAUUAACGCGUUCAUUAUUUGUAAUUAUAUUUUUACUAUUAAUUGGUAAUUUUGAUUUGAGCAUUCUACCGUUGCCAACAAAAAGCUUGAAUCAGCGCAGUAUCAGCAAAGUCUCAGCGGAAGUAUUUACUUUGGGUUAUUUAACCGGUUCACAGCGCAGUCCGGGAAAUUUGGAUUAUCAGCGACCAGGCAUCACCAUCUCCGGCGCCAUUACACUCGCCGUUUCCCAAGUGAAUGCUGGCAGGCUUAAGGAACUCGGUCAUUCACUGGAAUUCAUUGUGGCCGAAACCUAUGGUGAUGAAGUAUCGAGCAUACGGCAAACGGCCUCACUUUGGACUCGGCAAGUAGCCGGCUACAUUGGACCACAAGAGACCUGCGUGCAUGAGGGGCGCAUGGCAGCCGCCUUCAAUUUACCUAUGAUAUCCUAUUACUGCAUACACCGCGACACGUCAAAUAAACAGGACUUUCCCACCUUUGCGCGCACGCGUCCGCCGGAUACGCAAAUUUCAAAGUCAGUGGUUUCACUGCUUUUAGCUUUUAAUUGGACGCAGGUUUCCUUCCUGUAUUUGGAUAGUCCACAUAGUCCUUUUCAUCCGGUUGCUGAGACAAUACAGAAUAUUUUACACAAUGCUGGCGUAAUUGUGCGCGAUAUACAAACAUGGAAUACUAUUUAUCAUCACGGCUUCAUGGUGAAUCCUUUCGAUGAGUUGGUGGAGCGUACCUACAAAAAUACACGCAUUUAUCUCAUACUUGGCCACUACUAUGAGCAUGUUGGCCUGAUGGUCAGUUUGGAACGUAAAGGGCUAUUGGCCAAAGGGGAAUAUUUUGUUGUUGGCAUCGAUAUUGAACAAUAUGAUCCAGCUAAUCCGGAUAAAUAUUUGCGCGGUUUACUGCUGGAGAAAAUCGAUUUAAGCGCAGAAGUGGCUUUUCAAUCAUAUGUGGGCAUCUUUCCAACAGCGUCAUUGUCGUUUGCUAAAUUUGCCAAGGAGGUCAACAAAUACAUGGAGCUGCCGCCAUUCAAUUUUCCCAAUCCUCUAGGCUAUUUUGGUGGCGAAAAGCAGAUCAGCGCUGAGGCUGCUUACCUCUACGAUGCCGUUCAUUUGUAUGCAAAUGCGCUAAUAAAAGUUUUGGAGGCUGGUGACAAACCAAAAAAUGGCACUGCUAUCAUUGCGGCUAUAAAAGGUUCUAAAUACCUGAGCGCCAUGGGCUACCAUGUUUACAUUGAUGAGAAUGGCGAUGCCGCUGGCAAUUAUACAGUAUUAGCGCGUGGCUAUGCGCGAAAUAGUCGAAAUAUGACAGUUCCUGGCCUAGUGCCGGUGGGGACAUUUAGUCAGACACAAAGUGAUAAAUUACCUGCUAUAUAA
Messenger RNA from Rhagoletis pomonella (apple maggot), 1422 nucleotides. Its product is annotated as receptor-type guanylate cyclase Gyc76C-like. The transcript is spliced from 9 exons. Lineage: Eukaryota; Metazoa; Arthropoda; Insecta; Diptera; Tephritidae. Bases 1 to 1422 code for a protein of 473 amino acids. The record is from RefSeq and is a predicted model, not a curated record.